GACCAGAGAGAGAGAGAGAGAGAGAAAGGGAGAGAGUUGUGUGGAGAGAGAGAGAGAGAGAGAGAAACAAUGAUGAACGGACUAAAGACGCCGGCGGAGGAGAUAGGGAUACAGCUAGCGGAGACGAAGGUGGUGGAGAGUGGGCCAAUGAGCGGCCCACUGGUCUCGGCGGCUCGUACUGACCGGAGCAUUCGGCGGAAACUUGACGUGACUCAUGCAGUUCUGAGGGUGGCUUGCCUUUUGGCCUCCGUGACCGCUCUCUCUCUCAUGGCCACUGCCGAAGAAUCUGCCACCGUCUCCAUCUUCGGAUUCAGCCUCCCUGUUUACUCCAAGUGGUCCUUUUCCGACUCAUUCGAGUAUCUGGUUGGAGUUUCGGCAGCUGUCGCAGCUCACUCCUUGCUUCAAUUGCUCAUCAGCAUCUUGAGGCUGCUGAGGAAUUCUCCAGUGAUUCCUUCUCGGAAUCAUGCGUGGAUUAUUUUUGCUGGGGAUCAGGCGUUUGCAUAUGCAAUGAUGAGUGCUGGAUCAGCUGCAUCAGGUGUCACCAACUUGAACCGCACGGGAAUCAGACAUUCGGCUCUACCAAAUUUCUGUAAGCCCUUGCAUAGCUUCUGCAAUCGUGUUGCUGUUUCCAUAGCCUUCACUUUCAUCAGCUGGUUCUUGCUCGCUGCCUCAGCUGUUGUUGACGUAAUUUGGCUAUCCAAGUACUGACUUGCUGCGCAUCCUACACUGGGUCGCUCAUCUUUUAUGAAUCUAUGUUUUAGGUGUUGUCCGAAUUGUUUUUAUCUCAUAAUUAUCCGAAUGGUUAAUUAUCUCUGCUUAUGGAAGCAAGUUCAGCAAACUAGGGUACUGUGUUCUCUGCAAAGAACAAAAUGGCCUUUCUGGUUUGUGAUCAGAGUGGGUUGUACAUCGAUCGUUAGGCAAUAGGAUCAAAGACAUGUAGAUUGAACUUGAAUCUAGAUUAUCUAAGUUGAUUGAGAUUGAAAUUGAAUCUAGAUUAUCCGAUUCAUGAAACAUUCAAGGAUCAUUGAGAAACAAGAUCUAACUUGAUUUUGUAGAAGAGAUGUGAAUAGUUAUACAGCAUCCACAAAUAAAGCUUGGAAUGAACCAGUUUUGUAGUUGGUC
Messenger RNA from Camellia sinensis, 1122 nucleotides. Its product is annotated as CASP-like protein 3A1. NCBI's taxonomy places the organism in Eukaryota, Viridiplantae, Streptophyta, Magnoliopsida, Ericales, Theaceae. The record is from RefSeq and is a predicted model, not a curated record.